Molecule: messenger RNA, 876 nt
Organism: Neogale vison (American mink)
Lineage: Eukaryota; Metazoa; Chordata; Mammalia; Carnivora; Mustelidae
Gene: LCN12
Product: lipocalin 12
Exons: 6
Coding region: 229-798 (189 amino acids)
Molecular function (GO): small molecule binding
Source: RefSeq, a predicted model, not a curated record
GGGCUGGGACCCAGAUGCCCCCCGUCUUUGGCGGGCAGGAUCUCAAGAGGGCCCCGCCCCUGCCCUGUCUGCCGCCAAGCCCUCUGCGGCCACCUCUUCUGCCAGUUCUGAGAAGGCACGCGAAAGGGGCCCGCCCCUGGGGAGGGGCACCUGGGGAUGGGCCCAUAAAGAGGGGAGGUCUGAAUCGGCAGCCACCGGGACCACUUGCUUCCCCCCGUCCCUCCUGGGAUGGGGCCUUGUGGUGCCCUGUGGACAGUCCUCGUCCUGCUGAAAGGCCUGAAGGGCCAGACCUCAAGCACCCCGCCAGGCCUUCCCUCCGUGUUACGGAACUUCCAGGAAGAACAGUUCCAGGGAGAAUGGUUUGUGGUCGGCCUAGCGGGCGGCACCCACAGGAAGAUGGACAGAUUCCUGCUGAACCCAUUCACUGCAGUAUUCGAGCAAAAUAAGAACAGCCGCCUUGAAGUGUCGUAUGCCAUGACCCGGGGCCGCCACUGUGUCUCCUGGUCCUACGUGCUGAUUCCGGCGGCAAAGCCCGGGGGGUUCUCGGUGGACAGCAGGGAGGAGCCCGAGGAGGUCCAGGUGUACGACACUGACUACAGCGUGUUCGCUCUGAUGCUGUUCAGAAGACAGUCCGGCGGCCAGAGCGUCCUCAGGGUCACCCUGCUAUGCAGGGUGUGGGUGAUCCAGACGGCGGUGCUGGACAAGUUUGUCUGCCUGCUGCAGGCGCUGGGCCUGUCGGACGACAACGUCGUCUUCCCGGACCUGACAGAGUGGUCACCCCAGCCGGGAACCUGCUGAAGGUGGACGUGGCUCCCCCACGGCAAGGCCCCUCCCCUGCUCGCAGCGAGGAAUAAAGGCUCUGUGUCGGGGUCCAGC